Messenger RNA from Lacerta agilis (Sand lizard), 2953 nucleotides. RefSeq names its product phosphate cytidylyltransferase 1, choline, beta (gene PCYT1B). Lineage: Eukaryota; Metazoa; Chordata; Lepidosauria; Squamata; Lacertidae. The transcript is spliced from 8 exons. The record is from RefSeq and is a predicted model, not a curated record. Bases 901 to 1962 code for a protein of 353 amino acids. Gene Ontology annotation, biological process: CDP-choline pathway. Gene Ontology annotation, molecular function: choline-phosphate cytidylyltransferase activity; phosphatidylcholine binding.
UUAUGCAGUUUAUGCCCAAGUAAUUGUGCUUAAGCUUGCAGCUUUUGUCACAAAUAAUACAGUAUUAGCCAGAUUGGGGGCACUGUCAUGAAGACCCAUAACACAUAUCAAUGAAGUAGGCCACUCUUUAAUAGUAUUCAUGAUCCCAUUUUAAUGCUGGGGGGACUAAGGCAGAGAGACAGCACAUUCAAGGCCAUGUGAUAGCUGCCCACAUCUUGCAGGUCAAAGUUUAUUGUUAACAAGCUUAGUAAAAGUCUCAUUUAGAUUAGUGAGUGUGUCUUGCUCCAUAGCCACUCAACCUCCUAUGCAAACAUUUUAAUUAUUUUUGUGUAUAAAAUACGACAUUGGAGUUUUGAACCACACUCCUCUGCUCUUGCCAACUAAACUGUUUUCCUCAUUCAGUCAACACCAGAAUGUUAACCAAUGACACAGUUAAUUUUACAAACUGAAACUGUUGCCAUAGCUCCAGUUCAGCUUAAAAGAAUAGUCUUUUUAUCCUGGUUCUAAACUUGUUUGUGCACCAUACUUAAUUAUUUCUUUCUUACAACUUUAAUUCUAAAUAACCAUGCUAGUUCCUCUCGCUGUAUAACUCCAGUUGAAUCUCAAUGGAUUUUGCUUGCGUUUAAGUGUACAUAUAAAUGUGCAAAGGCUUGAGAAGGAGAAAAACUGCAUGCAGACUUGGGUCGUCAUAUUGUAAAUAGUCUUAUCACCAGCAGCUUAUGCUGACAUGAUCUUUAAUCCUCGUCAUACAGAACAGCUUGGCAUAACCUUUGUCCACUUCUUUGAGGAGGGAAAAAAAACUCUGACGUUUUAUCAGGUGACUCAGAACAACUUUAAACAUGCUCAGUUUAUAAGUGAAAACCUCAGAAAGCAAAGUGAAAGAGAAGCACAUUAGUAAGAAUGGUGGGCCAUCAAAAACGCAAAAUAGAAGGAGCUGCAGCAAUUCAUUCCUACAAAUGUCAGCGAAAGACUUUGUCUGCACCUGCUCCAUUUGCAGGUGAUACAAGCUGCCAGUGCAAAGCUCCCCAUGAGAAGCUAACUAUUGCUCAGGCCCGCCUUGGAACACCAGUGGACAGACCUGUCAGAGUCUAUGCAGAUGGAAUAUUCGACCUCUUCCAUGCUGGCCAUGCUAGAGCUCUUAUGCAAGCCAAAACUCUGUUUCCUAAUAGCUACUUGUUGGUAGGAGUUUGCAGUGAUGAUCUAACCCACGAGUUUAAAGGCUUCACUGUAAUGAAUGAAGCAGAGAGGUAUGAGGCCCUCAGACACUGCCGCUACGUUGAUGAAGUAAUCAGAGAUGCUCCGUGGACACUCACACCGGAGUUUCUGGAAAAACAUAAGAUUGAUUUUGUAGCCCAUGAUGACAUUCCAUAUUCUUCUGCUGGUUCAGAUGAUGUUUACAAGCAUAUAAAGGAAGCAGGAAUGUUUGUACCAACUCAGAGAACUGAGGGCAUAUCAACUUCAGAUAUUAUUACGAGAAUUGUACGUGAUUAUGAUGUUUAUGCCCGUCGCAACCUCCAGAGGGGAUACACUGCUAAAGAGUUGAAUGUCAGUUUUAUUAAUGAGAAGAAAUACCGCUUUCAGAACCAGGUGGACAAAAUGAAAGAAAAAGUGAAGAAUGUGGAAGAAAAGUCGAAAGAGUUUGUGAACCGAGUGGAAGAAAGAAGUCAUGAUCUCAUUCAGAAAUGGGAAGAGAAGUCUAGAGAAUUUAUUGGGAACUUUUUAGAGCUGUUUGGGCCAGAUGGAGCUUGGAAGCAGAUGUUUCAAGAGCGGAGUGGGCGCAUGCUUCAAGCCUUGUCUCCAAGGCAAAGCCCCACAAGCAGUCCAACACGAGGGCGUUCCCCAUCGCGGUCUCCAUCUCCCCCUUCCCCCUGGCUCUUCAGAAAGGCUUCACCUCCUUCCUCUCCAAAAGCCGCCUCAGCAUCCAUUAGCAGCAUGAGUGAAGGAGAUGAAGAUGAAAAGUAAAAAAGGAAAGAGCAAGGUAAUGAGUAAAAAGAGGAGGGAGGAACCACAAUUGGUCCCACUAAUUCAGAAGCCAAGUGGAAAGAAUAAAGGGGGUAAAUGAGGUAUGAGAUGUUUCUUGAAAGGGAUGCGGCACCACACAGAUAAUAGAGCACAGAAGAUCUCAGCUACAGCACAGAUAUUUGCUGAAGAGGAAAUUGCCAGACCAACAGCACACAAUGAAAGGAUACGCAAACAUUUGACUCAUUUCUUAACAAUUAUCAACACUUUAUUGUGCUGUUGCAGUUGUUGUUGAUUGAGCACCUUGAAGAGUUAUGAGAAAUCCUGCACUGAAGGGGAACCAUGUGUCAUUUCAGACAAACCAAGCUGGUAUAUGGUAUUAAGAGGCAUUCCCUUUGGCUACACAAGAUGCAUCUACAUUUGAACUCCAUUGCGCAUUUGCUAAAAGCUGAACUUUUGAAAAUGAAGUACUGUCUGGAAACUGCAUAAGCUCCCACAAUGCAAACAAGGGAGAACAAGAAACUCCCCAAUCAAACCAUGUUUAUAGAACUUAACCUGUCUUUCACAAUGGACAUACUUCAAAUCUUUUAAGUUUGUUGAAUGUUGCUUGUUGAGCAGGCUUUUCUGUAGGGCCAGUUUAUUUUAACGUGAACACAAAUUGUUUGGUCAUCUCUUACUAUGUUUUACUAAUGCACCCAGAACUAAUUUUAUUUUCUCUUUUGUAAGAGUUUCCUCCCUGAUGUUGUUAAGAAAGCUAUUUCAUACCUGGGGAAUUUUAUUUAUUUUUGAUUACUCUAUAAAAAAGGCCAAUGUCCAGGCUAGCCCCCAGUCAUCUUGUAUCCAUAGGGUUAAUUUUAAAAUUAUUUUCUCAAAUAAGACUGUGAGUAGAAACUGAACAAGUUAACUGUUAAGAGGUCAGCCACAUGGGAUUGACUCAAAUGCUUUUUCAUUCUGGUUAAAUGUUUUAAUGUAUAAAUACCCAUGGGAAUCCUAU